Messenger RNA from Bombina bombina (fire-bellied toad), 3582 nucleotides. RefSeq names its product signal transducer and activator of transcription 6 (gene STAT6). NCBI's taxonomy places the organism in Eukaryota, Metazoa, Chordata, Amphibia, Anura, Bombinatoridae. Bases 233 to 2665 code for a protein of 810 amino acids. Gene Ontology annotation, biological process: defense response; growth hormone receptor signaling pathway via JAK-STAT; cytokine-mediated signaling pathway. The record is from RefSeq and is a predicted model, not a curated record. The transcript has 21 exons. Gene Ontology annotation, molecular function: RNA polymerase II cis-regulatory region sequence-specific DNA binding; DNA-binding transcription factor activity, RNA polymerase II-specific.
AUGAAAUUCUUUAUACAGCUAUGAAAACGCAGAAGAGAAUGUCUGACGGGAAGCUAGCUGAUGAUGUGUUUUUUUUCUUCUGAUACUGUAUGUUUAUGAUCUUUAUUUUUCUUAAAACCACUGACGAAACAGCUAAGCUGGAUAGCUUUGGAAAGGAUCACUAAAAAAGGAAACUGAAAACUUUGAGAACUUAAGGCUUGUGUGGUUAGAAACCACUUUUUUUUUGCUAAAAAUGUCCAGAGUGUCGGUGUGGAGUCAAGUUUGCAAUAUGGCUCCGGAAGUGUUUGAAAAUGUAUAUGGUGAAUUUCCCCAGAGGGUGCGUCAUUUACUGGGUGAUAGGUUGGAGAAUGAACCAUGGGAAUUUAUUAAUGCAACAGAUGAAUUCUCCCCUGAGAUAGCAAAGUUAUUAUUACAGAAAUUGGUACAGGAAAUUGAGUUGCUGUCCAGGUCCUGUGAAUCUGAACAACAUAUGAUUCUCCAAUGUGCAAAUAAUGUGAAGGCAAUAUCCCAACGGGAUCCUAUGACUCUGGUGAAACUAUUCAAACAUAUUGUGGAAAGUGAAAGGUCUUUGGUCUUACAGCAGUUUCCACGCCUUACAGGGAGUUUCAUUGAUAAGCAGGAGGGACUGAAGUUCAAUUUUCGUACUAUAAAAAUCCAACAUAUGAUAAAACAGGCUGUGUUUAUCCAAGACCAAAUGAGACAUACAAAGGAAUCUCUUCCCAUACAUGAACAAAUGCCAAGGGCGGUAAAUCUACAAAGGCAGUGGGCCUCAUUGGUUAAUGAGUCACUUGAAAGCUUGGAUAAUGCUCAGAUACAAGUAAUUAAGAGAAUUAACAUCUGGAAACGACAGCAGCAACUAUCAGGGAAUGGAGCUCCUUUUGAUGAGAAUUUGCUUCCUCUGCAGGAAAGGUUGGAAACCCUUUUCAACAUAUACAAUGAUAUUUUUCGGUUGGUUCAAUCUAUUUCCCAGACUGAAAAGCAGAUGCAUUCUGGUCUUGUGGAAAGAAUUAACAAAUCCUUAGACACUCUUAUCAGAAGUUCUUUCCUGGUGGACAAACAACCGCCACAAGUAUUGAAGACACAGACAAAAUUUCAAGCAAGUAUCAACUUUUUGUUGGGAUCAAAAGUUCUCAGUGGCUUUUCCAAAAUGCCCACAGUAAAGGCUCUCAUUAUUACUGAAAAAAAGGCACAAGAAUUGUUUCAGUCGACAACUGGUGACACAUGGAAUGAUGGCACUGGGGAAAUUGAUAAUGGAAAAUCAAUACUGGAAAUUACACCAACAACAAAGUCUUGUGGAGCACUUUUCAAAAACAUGUUGCUGAAAAAAAUAAAGCGAUGUGAGAGAAAAGGUUCGGAGUCAGUGACAGAAGAAAAAUGUGCAAUUCUAUUUAUGACCGAUAUUAUGGGGACAAACGGGCCCUGUCAUCUACGAGCUCUCUCUUUGCCUUUGGUGGUGAUUGUUCAUGGGAACCAAGACAAUAAUGCUAAAGCAACCAUUUUGUGGGACAAUGCCUUUUCAGAGAUGGAUCGUCGGCCCUUCUUUGUAGAGGAAAAGGUUCCUUGGUCCAGAAUGUGCCAAACUCUCAACAUGAAGUUUGUAUCUGAAGUGGGAACCAAACAUCAGCUGUGUAACAAACAUUUCCUGUUCCUUGCUCAGAAGAUUUUCAAUGAGAACAGUUUAAACGAAAAGGAUUUCAAAGAUCGCAAUGUUUCAUGGGCUCAGUUUAACAAGGAACUUCUACGAGAAAGAAAUUUCACUUUUUGGCAAUGGUUUGACGGUGUUGUGGAGCUUACCAAAAAAUGGUUAAAAAGUUAUUGGUCAGAUGGUCUGAUUAUUGGAUUCAUCAGCAAGCAGUAUGUUCACAACCUUCUCAUCAAUGAGCACGACGGAACUUUCCUUCUGCGUUUCAGUGACUCAGAGAUUGGAGGUAUCAGCAUUGCGCAUAUUCUACGUGGGGAAGAUGGUUCAGCACAGAUCCAAAACAUACAGCCAUUCACAGCCAAAGAUCUUUCUAUACGCUCACUUGGGGAUCGUGUCAGAGAUUUAAAACAGCUUAAAUUUCUGUACAACGGUAAACUCAAAGAUGAAGCCUUUGAAAAAUAUUAUACAAAGGAGACGGAAUUGCCAAAUGGGUAUAAAAAGGCUACAAUUCAGAUGAAACUAGAUAGAGAACCAGAAGAAGAAAAUAUCAACAAGAUGGAUACAUUGCCUGGGAAAGGAAUGUACCCAGAUAUUACACAAAUACCAACAAUGCAGCCUGCAAUGUUCCCCUCAUCUCCAAUUGCAAGCCCCCCUCUGUGCAUACCUGUGGCAAUGAGCCAGCCACAAUUUGUCUGUAAUAUGCAAUUACCCGUACUUCAACAAACUCAGAGCCCUUUGCAAGCAUUUCCUUCAUACACUGACAAUGCAAGGUAUCCGUAUCCUGAGAUUGAUCCUAAUUUAGCAGGACUGCCAAAUUUCUCUGUAAUACCAGGAUUAAUUAAUGAAGACACAAUUCCCAUGGCCUUUCCUGAGGAGCAGACUUUACAAAACCCUGGGGAGCUAUUAUUCCCACCCACCACAGAGGACCACAGUAUGAACACAGAUCCACCAUAUCAGCAAGUACUCGAUGAUAUUUAUCAGAUGGAAAACUCAUUCAACGUAAACCUAAGCUGGCUCCCCUAAUUGAAAUUUCUUUAACAUUCUCUACAUAUUUCCCUUUGCAUGCUUAAAAUUAUAUAUAUAUAUAUAUAUAUAUAUAUAAUCUAAAAAAAGAACCAUUAUAUAAUUUUCUGCACACAAUAACCACUGUUACUACUUUUACUGUACACAAGGAGGUGCAACUUCGAGGAGUUGUAGGAGGCUGCAGUAGAUCCAGAGAAGAAAGUAACAGGAUUUUUUAAUUCACCUAUUAUUUGAUUCUUCAUAUUUUUGGAAGACUAUGAUGAUUAACCAUAUUUCUAAUGGUAAUGUUUGGCGUUUCUAACUGGUUUCCUAUUUUAACCAAGCACCACUUCAGAAUAUAAUAUGCACAACUCAAAGAUCAUCAUCUUCAUAAAGAGAUACAACUGCAUUUCUUCAUUUACUAAGCAUUCUCAGUAAUCUGCUUUGCAUUUCAUUUAAAGAAUGCAGUAAUGGGAAUACUAAACCCACAUGGCUUAUCGUCCUUGUUGCUCCAAGAAUGAACUUGACUACGCAGACUCCAAUGAUUUGUGUAGGUAGCAGCAAAUGAGCAGGUCUGACCUUUAAUGAUUUAUGUGGGAAGACCCCCAAACUGCAGAAUUCCACAAGCAGAGAGUGGGAGUGGAUAAUUGUAACAGUCUCUUGGCUUCAGCAUUGAUAUCAAACAUUAUUAGAAAUGAUACAUUUAUUAAAUCGUAUCUAAUGAAUAUCACUAUUUACUGUUUCAUCAUAUGGUAUAUGCAGAGAGAGCAAACAUAUAACACAUUAAUUCUACAUUUAACUUGUUUUGUACCCAGCUUAUUUUAUAAAGGAAUGUUUUAAAUGCAAUUGAGCAUGAAUAUGUCUUUCCAAAGUCAGCUUCCUUCAUCUUAAAGGGACAGUCUACACCUUAGUCAUCUUAAAGUCUUACCUUAGAUUAA